Messenger RNA from Stegostoma tigrinum, 1749 nucleotides. RefSeq names its product interleukin-1 receptor type 1-like. Bases 76 to 1749 code for a protein of 557 amino acids. Lineage: Eukaryota; Metazoa; Chordata; Chondrichthyes; Orectolobiformes; Stegostomatidae. Gene Ontology annotation, biological process: signal transduction. The record is from RefSeq and is a predicted model, not a curated record. Gene Ontology annotation, molecular function: interleukin-1 receptor activity. The transcript has 11 exons.
CACUUACUAACGCACUGAAAUUAACAUUUAUUCUGCUCUUCUGCUUGGACCCAUACUGACUGUACCAGAAAUUGAAUGGCACCUUUACCAGAGAUAAUCUUUGCUGCAACCUACCUCGGUCUAAUAGUAUCUAAACCAGAUGAUUGUUUUGAUCUCCAAAAUGAAGGAAACAAUGCAUCAAUUCUUGAAUACGAGGCAUUUAAGUUAACAGUGUUUUAUGCAGUGGAUUCAUUGAACCCUGAUGAUUCAUUUUUAUUUGAAUGCAUCAAGAAUACUGUGACAGUCACAACACCAAAAUUGCAAAACGAUUCAAAGGAACUUUAUCUUUGGUUUUUGCCUGCAUCACUGAGAGACUCUGGGACCUACAUUUGCUACUUGUGGAAUGCAUCUUAUUGUGUCAUGGACAUUUUUCAUAUACAAGUGCUUCAAUUAUCCCAUGGUCAGUGCUUUCAUGAGAAUUUACUCGAGCUGCCUGAAACAGAAUCUCCUCCUUCUAUACUUAUUUAUUGCCCUGAUAUAGAUGGCUAUUUUCAACCGCUUUCAGUUCUGCAAUGGUUCAAGGAUUGUAUCCCUAUUACAAUUGACAAUAAAAAAUAUUUUAGUAAUUAUGAUAAACUGAUAAUCAGCAAUGCAGAUGAUGAAGAUACUGGAAAUUACACAUGUAAACUUGAAUACAAUUAUCUUGGGAAGAAAUAUAAUGUAACAAGAACAACACAACUGAAAAUAGAAGGAACAAUAAAUAAUCCAAUACAACCAGAAAUGAUAAGUCCUAAAAAUGAAACAAUUGAAGCAAAACUUGGGUCAGAGCUAAAUAUGAUCUGUGAAGUUCUUCUGGGAUCAGGCGAAGUGGAAGCAAUUUCAAGGCUUACCUGGAAAAUGAAUAACACUGAUAUUCCCGAAGAUAUGGUCAGAAUUAAGCAAGGAAACAAAAUCGACAAAAAAGAAGCUAAGCAUACAGUGGUAUCUUUGAGAACCUUAUCAAUCUCCAAAAUCAUCGAAGAAGAUUUUCAAACCACAUUUGAAUGUUUUGCACAUAACCCACAAGGCAAUAGUCAUGGCUUUAUAAAAAUUAUACCUCAAUCCACGAAUUGGAAACUUCAUGUGAUAAAGGUCUUUGUUCUGCUGAUUUUCAUGACUUUGGCCUGUACAGCCAUCUGUAUGACUUGCAAAGUGGACAUUGUCCUUUGGUAUCGUGAUGUAUUUAAAUCCCACAAAUACAUUGAUGAUGGUAAGAUAUUUGAUGCAUAUGUCAUCUAUCCAAGAUGUGAGGAUAAAGGUUCUCUCGAUAACUGUGAUGCAAACCACUUUGCUCUUCACACUUUGCCUCAGGCUCUUGAAGAAAAGUAUGGCUACAAACUGUUCAUUUCUGGCAGGGAUGAUCUUCCUGGUCAGGCUGAGGUUGAAGCUAUUGAAGCAAACAUAAGGAUCAGCAGAAGGUUGAUAAUCAUUUUGGCUCAAAAGCCUUCAGUUAAUAACCAAGCAUACUGUGGAUUUGAACAGCAAGUUGGAUUAUAUAAUGCUUUAAUGCAGAAUGAAAUAAAAGUCAUCCUAAUUCAGUUGGAGAAAGACGAUUGCUUGAAUCGCUUCCCAGAAUCCAUAAGACACAUCAUUCAAAAAAAUGGGACUAUUAAAUGGGAACCAGACAGAAGAGGCAAACCAGAGAGAUCUUAUUCAAGAUUUUGGAAACAAGUGAGAUAUAAAAUGCCAUUGAAAAGCAAGUCUUCAACGUCCACUGUGUACAAUUCAUAA